Plodia interpunctella (Indianmeal moth) is the source of this 3496-nucleotide messenger RNA. Its product is annotated as ankyrin repeat and MYND domain-containing protein 1-like. The coding region runs from base 178 to 3486 and encodes 1102 amino acids. Gene Ontology annotation, molecular function: protein binding. Lineage: Eukaryota; Metazoa; Arthropoda; Insecta; Lepidoptera; Pyralidae. The record is from RefSeq and is a predicted model, not a curated record. The transcript is spliced from 15 exons.
UUGGCAUGUUUUAUAAUGUUAUUGUACUUCCAGCUGCCAAAAGAAAUUUGGUUUACCUUUCAUUUGUAAUUCAGAUAUGUGAGAUAUGAUCUUCACAAAAUCUGGAUGUAUAUACCUCUAUACAAUAUUGUAAAUAUAUUUUAAUUUUAAUAUGAUAGUAUUCAAUCAAUUCAAGACAUGACUUCGCCGUACUUACGACUCAAAACAUACGCCGACAAAUCUUGGCCGUACGAUGAAUAUUAUUUCGGAGAGAAGGACGAAAGAGAUAGGAAGGGUGGUAAAGGAGAACAUCAUUGGUUUGGAGCUAAGUCUAUAGAAUGGUACAGAGGGUCCUUCCUCUGCGACACCAUGCACGGGCUCGGGGACUACCGCUGGCGAUACUCGGGGUUCGACGGCGUCCACUCCACGUACGAGGGUUACUUCUACAGCAACGAGAUGCACGGCUACGGGACCAUGUCGUACCCUGACGGGAUUGUGUUCACGGGUCUAUAUUCCAACAACAACCGCUACGGCCCCGGUGUGGAGACAAACUUCUCACACGCAGACGUCGGCCUCUGGCGCGGCAUGCGGCUGGUGCGACUGGCGUGGCGGCCCGGCUGCUGCAGCAUCAUACCGGACCUCACCCAAGGCGAACUGGCGCGCAAGUUCGUCGAGCCGCAACGCGUACUGCUAGCGUCAAACUCCAUCACCAUCGGAGAAAUCAACAGCGCGUUAGACUUGCUGAAGCAGAAUGGAUGUGAUCCGCAACAAGCAAUGGAGAAGUGGAUGAAGCUGUAUCCCCAGCACUGCACCGACCAGGCCAGCAAGCUGUGUGACGUCAAGCACUUUCAGAGGGACUAUUACCAGGGAGCCAUCCAAGAGUUGGUUGUUAUUGAUGCCUUGCCUCCACCUAAAGAGAUUGAAAUGAUCCAAGAUCUAGAUCAAACAGUUGUGUCUGACGCCAACUUUUACUACUACGCUUGGAACAACGAAGACUUAAUGAUCGACAUGAUGAAACACUGCUACAAGCACGAGGAACAACGCGUAGGUCAGGAGAUGUCGGUGGUAGACAUGCUCUGCAUCAUGUCUGGACAUCGGAAGGCGUUCAAACCCCCUGGAAAGUAUGAAGUAGAUAGCAGAACAUUAUUAAUGGCUAGCUUUUUGGGAGACAUAGAAACUGUAACCCAACUAAUUAAUGAUGGUGACAUUUGUCCGGGUGUCACCGAUAACAAAGGAAACUCGCCUGUUAUGUACGCUACUUUUGGGGAUCAAACAGAUAUAAUCCAUUUCUUGGUGGAAGCUGGGGCUAAUGUGGAUAGCUACAAUGACUCAUGUUGUACUCCUCUCGGAAUGGCGAUCCUCAGAUACCUUUUUACUGAAAAAGACGUCACUCCAAGUGAAAUGAUACAAGCUCUGAGUCCACCAGUCUCACCUCGCCCUCCAAUAUCUGAUGAGGUAGAAGUAGAUGAAUGGAACAUUAGUCGUGAUGCUAUAUUCCAACAUACAGCAGGGCUUGUCAAAAGUCCUAGUAAAUUGAUAAAAAGUACAAGAAAAUCAGUUCAAUCUUUAAAGGAAGCGCCAAAAAAAAAACAGGAUCAAUCAAUGCUGCAAGGUAUACCAGAAGUAGUUUCAACCGAGUCAAUUUCAGACGACAAACAGGUCUACAAUAGAAUCAAUGUACAAUAUGUUUCUGCAAUAAAUGAUCUUUUUGUGCGUCCAAGUAUAACGAAUGCGGUUACCUACAUAUUUGAGAUUAAUGAUAUGACAAUAGGCAUAGAUAUUGAUGAAGAACUUCCAAAGAAACAAGACAAGACAAAUCUUAAGAAAGCUACAUCCAAAGUUUUAAAACAGACAACAAAACCAAGUAAAGAGGCGAUGUACAGAAGUUCUGAGAAAGAUAUUUCUUCAAUCGACGAAGUUGAUAAACUAAAGACUGAUACUUUGUCAAAAAUAAUGUUUACAAUUCUACAACUGUUAUCGGAUGGAGCCAAUCCAACUUUAGUGAAGACUCCUCAGCCUGCACUUUUAAUGGCUGUUAUUGCGGGUUGUCCGGAUCUUGUACUUGAGUUAGUGCUACAUGGAGCGAAUGUGAAUGAAACAUAUCCACAUAUGUUUGGAUACACUCCUCUCGAUAUAGCUAUAUCCAAACCAUUAUUGACACCAAAUAUUUGGGAUCUAGUUCGAACAUUGCUUGAAUGUGGUAGUGAAACAAAUCAUAGGCUGCAGUUUCUCAAUCAGGAUGAAGAUAUUCCUGGACCUACUUUGUUGCAUGUGAUGCUUGCAAAGAAAACGGAUAUUGAUACGGAAGUCGAGAUACAACAAAAUAUCCUGGAACUUCUGUUACAAUACCGCUGUGACCCUACCGCUCAAUUCAAAGGGCGUUCCGCCGUUGAUAUAGCGAUGUCGAAGGGAGCCUUGUUACAGGACAUCUUCAUCGAGAGCCCCAACACUGACCUGAAUGCUAUCAUUAAUAUGUCCAACCAGACUAUUCUAGUCAAGAUGUUUUCUUUCCCAUUUUUCAAAACUGCAAACCCGACGGAACGACUGCAAACGAUUACUAAUUUACUUCUUUUUGGCGCUGAUCCUUUAAUUGAAUGUCAAGAUAAAGAGGAAAAAUACGAAAAUAUUUUCGUUUAUAUGAAAAAGACUUUAACUGAAUUAGAAACCGCUAGUGCCAAGCCAUCGGUGGCAAUUGGAAAACCAGAUCCGAAGGCCAAACCACAGAAAGAAAAGCCUGAGAAAGCACAAAAAGAGAAGCCAGAUAAGUCACUGAAAGAGAAGCCAGAGAAGUCGGGGAUGCUGAAGACAGGCGCGGACGGGGACUACAAGCAGGCUCAGGAGCUGAUGACGGACUGCGCCAGGAUGCUGUACAUACGGUGGUUGCAAGCUAAGCUUAUGAAGGAACUUGUAUACGUUAUCGACAAAUACCAACAUCGGCAAUGGAACAUGAUACUAAGGGAACAUAAAGAGAGAGACAAAAAAUGCGUAGGCCUGUGGCUGACGCCCGAGCGCUGCCUCGAAAUAUGGGACAUUUUGAAGACCACUCGACGCAAAAUGUACAAAAACAAUCGUGUCUUGAAACAUUUGCUUUGUAUGGUAUUGCUUUAUAACAAGAGGUUUAAAGAUAAUUUUAAGGAAGCGAAGCUUAGUGCUUCAACUAAGAAUGGAAUAGAAGCUGAUGUUGCCAUCAUUUUACGAGAUUAUACUUCAGGCGACAAACUGGAAGGAAAUGUGCCUAUGAAAAGGCCAUAUGUGAAGCCUGAACUUACAUCAAAAGCUGAAAAGUUUAACGUGUGUUUCGAGUGCAUCCUUCCCAAUAAAGAAGAUACAAUUAAAUGCAGAUGGUGCAAGCUAAUCGUAUUCUGUUCCAUGGAGUGCAUGAAGGUGAACAUCGACAGACCGUUCUGUCACCCUUGCAGUGACUACUUGAGAAAUUACUACUUCGCGCCGUCCUCGUCGUCCAAUGAUAAUGAUGAUGAACCGAUAGCUAGCACUAAUAAAGUAUAGUUUUAGAAAC